CAGCCUCACGACGCUCUGGACGUGAUUCCGUUGCCACACAAAUCACCCCACUGUUUGAUUCAAGAAUAUCACGCACGCGAUUGCUGAAUAAAACAAAAAUUCAUCAAAAAUUCGCACGUGAAUUCCCAAAAAUUGUGACACGGUAAGAAUGCAGUGAAAAACUCUCGGAUUAAGUGACAAAAAGUGAAACGUGUGAACUGAAAAAAUGCCAGUGAGGCAGUGAAAACAUUUUACAGGAAUUCUCACUCUGGGGCGAGAAGAGCGCCCCAACAAGUAGUGGAUUAAUGGUGAGGACAAUCGAUGAGGAACAUGAUCAAGAUGGAUACAGUGAAAUUCUGAUGUUAAGAUAAAGAGUGACGGAUUGAGGAAAUUUUACACUACCAUUGACUGUGAAACAAGAACGCGAGAUUAUGUUGGAAUUCUAUCCAAAUCCGAAUUCAGCGGGAAUCAUGCAAAAUCAUGAGCCAAUUUCCAAUUCCCUCGAAUGCAAUGGACGAACAGAAGUGGGCAUCAAAUGCGAGAAGAACUACGAGAUCUGCGAGGGGUGUGGCCAGAAAAUUCACGACAGAUACCUUAUGAGAGUCGCGGACGCGAGCUGGCAUGAGCACUGCCUAGCGUGCUGCGUUUGUGGCGUUCCACUCAAUCAUUCCUGCUACUCGAGGAACACAAAGCUCUACUGCAAGGCAGAUUAUGACAGAAUCUUCAGCGUCAAGUGCUCUCGGUGCAGUGAACGCGUUCUGCCGCAUGACAUGGUGAUGCGGGUCCAGAAUUACGUUUAUCACCUGCCCUGCUUCAUCUGUGGCAUCUGUUGUCGUCCUCUAGAGAAGGGCGAACACUACUUUGUGCGCGCCGGUCAGCUCUUCUGUCGCCUAGACUACGAGAAGGACUUCUAUAUGUCUCCGCAUGAUGAUGAUAUGCUUUUAGACGACUCUGUGAGGCCUCGCGAUGGCCGACGAGGCCCGAAGAGGCCCAGAACAAUCCUGACAUCAGCCCAAAGGCGUCAAUUCAAGGCAUCUUUUGAGGUGUCGCCAAAACCCUGCCGCAAGGUGAGAGAAGCCCUGGCUAAGGACACGGGCUUGUCGGUGCGCGUGGUGCAAGUGUGGUUUCAGAACCAGAGAGCCAAGAUGAAGAAGAUUCAGAGAAAGGCGAAGCAAGACGGUGACAAGAAAGACGACGCAGUGAAGGAAGAGAAGGGCAUAAAGCAAGAGUCGCCCAACAGCGAUCAUGGGCACUACAUCGGUCUGGACAGUUCUUUCGGGUCUGCUAGUCAACCGCUGAACCCCAACAUUCCCUACUCUCCAGACGACUACCCUGGUAAUUCUGGGGAUAGUUUUUGCAGUUCCGACGUGUCUCUGGACGGCAGCAGCUUUGAUCACCUGGACGAGGGCACGUCGGACACACUCUCGCUGCAAAACCUGGACUUACAGGCAGGACACGGCCAAGGUGGCGCUCACGAGAGCCUGGUGUCUCUCACGGCGGGCGUGAUAAACCCCAUCGACAAGCUGUAUCUCAUGCAAAACUCCUACUUUAGCUCCGACCAAUGAGAC
Phlebotomus argentipes is the source of this 1547-nucleotide messenger RNA. It is a transcript of the gene Lmx1a, whose product is annotated as LIM homeobox transcription factor 1-beta. Bases 411 to 1544 code for a protein of 377 amino acids. The record is from RefSeq and is a predicted model, not a curated record. The transcript is spliced from 4 exons. Gene Ontology annotation, molecular function: DNA-binding transcription factor activity, RNA polymerase II-specific; RNA polymerase II transcription regulatory region sequence-specific DNA binding. Gene Ontology annotation, biological process: neuron differentiation; regulation of transcription by RNA polymerase II. Gene Ontology annotation, cellular component: nucleus. Lineage: Eukaryota; Metazoa; Arthropoda; Insecta; Diptera; Psychodidae.